CGCUCGGAGACAAUGCUGCUCCUAGCAGUAGCCAUGGCUUCAACUAUUGCAUCUCUGCCGCGAACUGGCCAUGGCCUGCAAUGUUUGUCGCCGCACCCUUGCCGCCGAGGAUCCUUGGCUUCGCCGCAAGCGACGAGAGGCAGCGGCCUUUUCCUUGGAGAUAGAAAUUGGAGGCAACGGAGAGGACCGCUAGCGCGACCGAAAUGUGCGCUAGCGGAUUCCUCAGUAUCCUGGAAUGGAAGGCCAGUAGUACCUGUUGUGCCGAAUCAGAAUUGGAAUAGCGUGGCUGGGUCAAAAGUGCUAAGGGAUACUGUGCUUCAUGAUAUCCGCUUGGAGAAUCGCCUCAAAAUUUUCUCUGGCACUGCAAAUAAGGCUCUUUCCCAAGAAAUCGCGUACUACAUGGGUCUCGAUUUAGGAAAGAUAACCAUAAAGCGCUUCGCGGACGGAGAAAUCUACGUACAGCUACAAGAGAGUGUUCGUGGUUGUGACGUGUUUCUAGUGCAACCAACAUGUCCACCUGCAAAUGAGAAUCUGAUGGAGCUCCUCAUUAUGAUCGAUGCAUGCCGCCGAGCUUCUGCUAAGAACAUAACAGCUGUGAUACCAUACUUUGGUUAUGCUCGAGCAGAUCGUAAAACCCAAGGACGAGAAUCUAUUGCUGCCAAGCUAGUUGCAAAUUUAAUCACUGAGGCUGGAGCCAAUAGAGUGCUGGCUUGUGAUCUUCAUUCAGGGCAGUCAAUGGGAUAUUUUGACAUUUCCGUUGAUCACGUUUAUGGUCAGCCUGUAAUACUCGACUACCUGGCAAGUAAAAUGAUAUCAUCAAACGACUUGGUAGUGGUGUCACCAGAUGUUGGGGGAGUAGCUCGUGCCCGUGCAUUUGCUAAAAAGUUGUCAGAUGCUCCGCUAGCUAUUGUGGACAAACGAAGACAAGGGCAUAACGUUUCAGAGGUGAUGAAUCUCAUCGGAGAUGUCAAGGGAAAGGUGGCAGUAAUGCUUGAUGAUAUGAUUGACACCGCCGGCACAAUAUUUAAUGGUGCAGCUCUUCUUCAUGCCGAAGGAGCUCGAGAAGUAUAUGCUUGUUGUACACAUGCCGUCUUUAGUCCACCUGCUAUAGAAAGACUAGCAGGAGGAUUAUUUCAUGAAGUCAUUACCACCAACACAAUACCUGUGACGGAGAAAAAUUACUUCCCUCAAUUGACUGUGUUAUCAGUCGCCAAUCUUCUUGGAGAAACCAUUUGGCGAGUGCACGAAGAAGGCGCUACUAAACCCCAGAGAUUCUCAAGCCUCGACAACCACUGAAGUCUACGCUCCUGAAUUUCCACGCACAUUUCCCCGUCCGACUUGAGUAUUACAAAUUCACGUUUGAGAAUGAAAAGAGCUUUGUUUCAGCAGUCUUAGUGUACAUAAAACUUUGUAACAUAGAUUGAAUUUGUACUGUAUUUAGGGAUUGAUACAUCCCAGAUUUUCUGCUAGUUGGUGAUACAUGAUUUCUGUGUUCUAACCACUUAUAUUUGAAUAUCCAGUAUGGUUAUUUUAUUGAUCACA
This is a messenger RNA of Physcomitrium patens, 1542 nucleotides long. Its product is annotated as ribose-phosphate pyrophosphokinase 1. Gene Ontology annotation, cellular component: cytoplasm; ribose phosphate diphosphokinase complex. Gene Ontology annotation, biological process: purine nucleotide biosynthetic process; 5-phosphoribose 1-diphosphate biosynthetic process. The record is from RefSeq and is a predicted model, not a curated record. Lineage: Eukaryota; Viridiplantae; Streptophyta; Bryopsida; Funariales; Funariaceae. Gene Ontology annotation, molecular function: magnesium ion binding; ribose phosphate diphosphokinase activity.